Molecule: messenger RNA, 2218 nt
Organism: Mya arenaria
Lineage: Eukaryota; Metazoa; Mollusca; Bivalvia; Myida; Myidae
Product: serum response factor-binding protein 1-like
Exons: 8
Coding region: 148-2148 (666 amino acids)
Biological process (GO): maturation of SSU-rRNA
Cellular component (GO): 90S preribosome; nucleus
Source: RefSeq, a predicted model, not a curated record
UAAUAAUGGCACAAAAGGAAACCAUGUGUGUAAGUAUUUGUAAACACUAGACUUUUAUUACGAAUAUGGCUUUAUGGACUUAAACAUCGCCUUGUUGAAGAAAGAUUCAUGUAAAUUUGAAGGCAUUAUUUACAAGAUACAGACAAGAUGGAGGCUACAGAGGAAAGAAAGUUGGACUUUGCUCCAACAGCGAGCAUUGACAAGGUGGCCCUAAAUAACAAGGUUGUGAAUAUGAGGUCUGUGGUUCAGAGAGCCAAGCUGUAUGUGAUCAACGAUCUAACAAAAAAGAUGAAGAAGCUGAGGAAUAAAAAAGGAUCAGAUGAGCAAAAGGAAAAGAAUAGUCAGAAAGCAGACCGUCUUGUUGAAGAAAUGAAAAUAAUAAAGAUCCUGCGGCCAGACUAUAUCUCAAAGUAUGCUCUUGGCUCAACAGAAAAGUUCAGUAAUCUUGUAAUGAAACCAAGUACAACCAUGGAGCAGAGAGCUCUUGCCAGGCUUUCAGAGCAGAAGUUUAUUCAAGAAAAGGUAAACGGGUUCAGGUCAGAGCAUGCAGACUGGAAGGACCUGGCAGCCUUCCUCAUAACCAAACAUACCGCCAGGGAGUUCCAGAAGAAAAAGUCCAAGGAAAAACUCCAGAAGUUAGAGACCAAUGUGAAGGCAUCAGAGACAUUAAUACAAACAUACCUGGGUGGUAAACUGACCAGUAUAAAGGCUGGAAAGUCUGAUGACAGUAGCGAUGGUGAUGAUGUUGAUGAUAGUCAUGGUGCAACAAAUGAACACUUGCACAAAUCUGACAUUCAAGAAGGUGAAAAUGAUUCUGUAGUAUUACAAACUGGUAAAAAUAAAAAGCCUUUAAUUGGUGAAAAACUUAUGUCAAGGAAACUUGCUAUUAAACAGAAACCAAUUGAGAAGAACUUGUCCGAAGCACAGCAGGCUUUAGAAAUAAAGAAAAAGUUCAGUUCUUUGAUUGAUAAUGAGAAUGAUAGUGAAUCAGACAAUGAAAGUAGUUCUGAGGAAGAUGCUGAAGAGCUGCAUCAUACAAGCAGCAAGCUAAUUAAAGGAAACCAAAGUGUCAAAUUAAAAAUGAAUAGUGACGAUGAUUAUGAAUCAUCUUCCAGUGAUGAAGAUAACAAUGACAGUGAAGACAAUAAGGGUGAUGAUUAUGUUAAUGAUGAUGAUGAACCAUCUUCAGAUGAUGAAGAUAACAAUGAGAGUGAUGACAAUGGGGAUCAGGAUGAUAAUGAUGAUGAUCCCGAUGAAGAAUCAUCUUCAGAUGAUGAAAAUAAGGAUGAUGAUGAUGAGGAGGAGAAGGUGAAGAAGGCCGAUUUUAAACCCAAACAAAAACAGAAGAUUGUUCCAAAAUCAAAGGUAGAAGGUGAAAUGAUAAUCAAGAAAUUAAAUCUUAAAGAUGUAAGUGAGAUUGAAGAUAUUCCUACAAUACUGACUUCUAAGAUACCAGAAAAAAAGGAGAAAAAAAGGGUAAAAGAUGUAUUCUUUGCAUGCAGUGACAGUGAAAAUGAGACUGAUGAAGAAACAAAGUUUGAAAGUAAAAGUGAUGCAGUUGAAAUGGAUGAUGAGGCAAAAAACAAUGAACUUGAGACAGAAAGUGUCUAUUCUAAAAUAAAUGCUUUUACAACAACCUUUGUUGGUUCUCUCAGUUCGGAAAAGAUGAUGGAAUGCAAUGAAAAACAGUUCAGAACUAACAACCAGUGGAAGAAGUUACGACAAGAACGAAAGACUGGACAUGAAGACAUGAGCGAAUUCCAUGAUACUGCUAAGAGAGAAUAUAACUCCCGAGGUCGUGGCAGUUCAAGGGGUGGUUUCAGUGAUUUCAGAGGCCAAGGUAGAGGUGGACAGAGGGACGACAGGAGUGGACGGCCCGAGUAUCGUUCAUUUUCCGAGAGAGGGAGAGGUGGAGGGAGAGGUCGUGGGUCAGCUAGAGCUCACGGGGAGAGAGGAAGUAGGGGCAUGGGAGACAGGGGUGCAGGAAGGGGCUCCAGUUGGGGUGCCAGCCGCACUUCAGAUAACAAGGCUGGUUCAUCUUCAACGGAAAAGCUGCAUCCAUCUUGGGAGGCCAGCAGGAAGCGGAAAGAGCAACAGACUGGUUCACUUCAAGUGUUCACGGGAAAGAAAAUAAAAUUUGAUGACUGAAAAUCAUCAGUGGCAUUAUGUAUUGUUGUGAUAUUAUUGUAGAUAAGAUAAUAUUAAACCAUUUAUGAUA